AUGGACCCCAAUAAGCCGAAUGUAGCGGUUUGCACAUUGUGCAAAACCUCCUACAAACGAGCUAACAGUACAUCAAAUUUAUUAGACCAUUUAAACAGAAAACAUUUUACCGUCUUAAACUGGGAUCGCAUGCAUGUAAAUGAAGAACGUGAAGAAGAUGAAAAUACACCUGGAACAUCGGAAGUAAAUACAAGUGCUGUGAUUCCUAGGGCAGAGAUAGUAACCACCGGGCCUAUAGUGACAAGACAAAAACAAAUGGUUUUGUCCAACCGAUUUGGAACUGUGUCAGAACAUCAAUUGAAAGAUUUUCAUGAAGCGAUUGUUCGUAUGAUUGCCGAGGACCUACAACCUUUGUCAAUUGUAGAAAACUCAGGCUUUCGUCGUAUGAUAAAGCUUUUAGAUUCCAGAUAUGAAAUACCGAGCAGAAGAACCCUCGGUAGGACAAUUAUACCUCAAAUAAUGGAGAAGGUAAAAGGAAAUGUGCAAAUUUUAUUAAAUGCAGCAAGUCAUAUUGCAAUCACAACCGAUAUUUGGACUUCCAUGAACACAGAUUCAUUUAUGACAUUAACCGCUCACUUUGUUGACACAAAUUUGAGAGAGCUAAAGACUGUAGUUCUGUGUACCAAAAAAUUAGAGUCUAAUCAUACUGGUGUUCAUCUAUCGCAAGUAAUGUCAAAAGAACUGACGGAGUGGAAUAUUUUGAAUAAAGUAGUUGCAAUAGUAACGGACGGUGCUGCGAAUAUCAAAUUAGCCGUAAGGUUAAUGGAUAUUCCACAGGUUCCAUGCACAGCUCACAGGUUAAAUUUAAUUGUGCAGCAGUCACUAGACAUUUCAGAGGAGGAUGAACAGGAUGAUACAGAUGAAACAGGAGGAUUAAAAAAUAUUUUGAAGAAAUGUCGCAAUAUUGUAGCUUUCUUCAAACGAAGUGAAGUUGGUAAUAGACUAUUAAUAGAAAAACAGAAACAGCUGGGUAUAAAUAAACUAUUAAAAGUAAAGCUGAUACGGUACGCAGCGGCAGCCAAAGCUCCAACUUUCCUUGACCAUGAUGAAUGGAAUAUAGUUGAGGACAUAAUACCUUUGUUGAGACCCUUCAAUUGCUUAACGGUAGAACUUUCUGCAGAGCAAUACCCAACAAUUUCUAAAGUGAUACCAUUGAUAAGAGGUUUACAAGGUUCGUUGGUUACAAAAAUUCCAAGAACACCAAUCGAUCAAGCUUUAAAAACGAAUUUGAUUAGCAAUACAACAAAACGUUUUGAUGGUUUUGAAAAACAAACAUUAACACCGAAAUUUUCAAGAGCUAUCCUGUUGGAUCCAAGGUUCAAAAAAGUUGCAUUUGGAGUAGAAGAUAAUGCUAAUGAGGCUGAAAAGUAUGUAAUUUCAGAAAUAGCUGAUCUAUUAGAUACACCAAAUGCUGCUAAUGUUGUUAAUGAAGAAAUUAUUCACGAACAAGUGGAUAAUGUUUGGGAAUUCCUACAGUCCAAGGUUACUAGUAUACAAUCUCAAAGUACUGUAACAAGCAGUGCUACUGCUUUGAUGAGGCAAUACUUAAAUAUUCCUCAUUAA
Diuraphis noxia (Russian wheat aphid) is the source of this 1563-nucleotide messenger RNA. RefSeq names its product E3 SUMO-protein ligase ZBED1-like. NCBI's taxonomy places the organism in Eukaryota, Metazoa, Arthropoda, Insecta, Hemiptera, Aphididae. The record is from RefSeq and is a predicted model, not a curated record.